GACAGGUUAUAUGAUGUUUCAAAGAGUUUUUUGGGCAUUCAAGGCAUCAAUAUCUGGUUUUAAGCAUUGUCGACCCGUACUUACUAUUGAUGGCACACACAUGUAUGGAAAGUACAAGGGCACAUUGCUCGUGGCCAUGAGUUGUGAUGCGAACAACCAAAUUUUCCCAGUCGCCUUUGCAGUUGUUGAAUCCGAGAAUGGAGACAGUUGGCCAUGGUUUAUGGCAUGUAUUAGGCAUUUUGUGACUAACAGGGAGUUGUGUGUCAUUUCAGAUAGACAUGGAGGUAUUGUUAGGGCAAUGAAUGAGGUUGGAAGUAAUUGGGAGGAGCCUUAUGCGCAUCAUAGGCUAUGCAUCCGUCAUCUUGCUUCAAAUGUGCACACUCAUUUCAAAGACAUUCAUUUAAAAAAUCUAUUUGUGUGGACCGCACGGCAACAUCAGAAAAAAAAAUUUGAUGGUGGGUUCAAGAAGAUAGGUGAAAUGAGUAGGGAUGCACGACAAUUUUUGGCCAACAUUCCUCCAGAAAUGUGGUCGCUGCACCAUGAUGGCGGGUACAGAUACGGUACCAUCACUUCAAAUCUGGCUGAGGUUUUCAAUAGCGUCAUGAAAAAUGCUAGAUAUUUGCCCAUUACCGCCUUGGUCCAGGUGUCUUUUUACCGGGUUAAUGCGUACUUUGUGAAUAGGCGUGAAACUAGUAAGUUGAGGCUCACACAAGGCCACGAGUACUCCCCAUACAUCACAGAUUUAAUUGAAAAAAAUAGAGAGAAGGCAAAGCAUCACAUUGUCACUCCUUUUGAUUUAGGGCGAGGUAUAUUUCAGGUGGAGACCGGUUGUGGUGGCAGCCCGGUUGUAUGUUUACGAAACAAAUCACAUGGAUGCCGUAUAGACCUGAUAUGUUAGCAGAGUUGCCCCCAGCUGGACGAGAGCAGACUCACAUAUGGCGAGCACGUGUGCCGCUGAUAUGUUUUGACAUUGUUGAGCUUCAUUUGCCUGAUAGAGUCAUGCGACAGUUUGGGUUUGAGCAGGUCAUUCCACGUCCUAUCGACACUUAUGUAGAGCUGCAUAAGCUGGAUAGGCGUGGGAAACAUACAGAGGAUUGGGCACUCAGACAUGUCCGAUACGUGACUAUGUGGGAUAGGAGAGCUGAGCUAGCCGUGGCUGGGACACCCACAUAUGUGCCAUCAGUUUCAGGAGAUUACAUGGGAUGGUACUACAGCAUCACUCGGUUGUUUGUGUCUCCUUCGUUCAGACUCCCUACUCAUCAUUAUCAGCCUAGCUCAUUGGCAUUGCAUCUUACGACCCGAGCUUUGCAGCGCAUACAUCAGCGGGCUACUGCCACUGUGACUGAUAUUCCUGAUGUGGACAUGUAUGGACAGACUCUGACAGGCAUUGCCUCGUUAUGCUCAGAUGUCUUGGGUCGAGUAGACUACGGACAUCUUAUACACAUGCCCGCAUCUCAGGAGAUGGCAUCCACGUCUAGUGCAGCCGCGGGUUCAUCAUCCCAGACGCAACAUGAGAGAGUGGUUCUUCAACCACGACAACGCCGUAGGCGUAGACAUGAGCAGCAACAUCUCCAUGACGAAGCUGAUGAUGGGAACUUGUAGUUUGUCUUUUGUAUUAUAGUUUUUCUUAUGCAAUAGAUGUUGUAGGAACAAUUUACAAGUUUUGAUGUAUUUUCUCUUGUUAAGUAUUCUAUGUUGUAUUGAUGUGUUCGAGUAUGAAUAUUACAUGAUUAUUUGUUAUGGCAUAUAUGAUGAUUGAACUGUGUUAUACCGGUUAUGAUUUGAAAGUUUUUUAGCG
Molecule: messenger RNA, 1798 nt
Organism: Cuscuta epithymum
Lineage: Eukaryota; Viridiplantae; Streptophyta; Magnoliopsida; Solanales; Convolvulaceae
Source: the annotation of a GenBank genome assembly